Messenger RNA from Wyeomyia smithii (pitcher-plant mosquito), 1169 nucleotides. Its product is annotated as inactive CLIP domain-containing serine protease A30-like. The record is from RefSeq and is a predicted model, not a curated record. NCBI's taxonomy places the organism in Eukaryota, Metazoa, Arthropoda, Insecta, Diptera, Culicidae. Bases 99 to 1151 code for a protein of 350 amino acids. The transcript has 2 exons. Gene Ontology annotation, biological process: proteolysis. Gene Ontology annotation, molecular function: serine-type endopeptidase activity.
GAUUAACUCGCAUAACGUGCCUCGACCUAUUCUGAAGGAGCUAUCAGCCGCCUGUUUUGAAUCUCGAGUUCUUUAUUGUGCGUCAGUUUCGUCUCGCGAUGCGCUGGGAAGUUUUAGUUAUUUUCAUCUGUAGUGUUGAACUAGUAAAUUCACAGAACAAUGAUGGGUCUAUAUCCAGACGAAGGACAACCACUGAAGAUCCGGUUCUUAUGUUUUUUCGAGAAACGACUACGACCACCACUAGCGCUCCUGUCGUCACAACUACUACGGAAGAACCGCUGGAUGAUGAUUACUCGCCUCCAAGUUGCGGUGUUAAACAGGCACAGAGAGAUAUUUACGCCGAUGAUACAAAUAACGCAGAUCGAGGAGAAUUUCCUUGGAAUGUAGGGGUUUUCACGAUCUCCAAAGGGUUUCUCGGGGACGAUCAGCACAUUUUUCAUUGUGGAGGUACAGUAAUUGAUGAAUUCGUCAUCCUGACUGCAGCUUCCUGUGUUCGGGGGAUAAACGAAAAAUUAACAAUUAUGGCGGGAUUUUGGAAUCUGGCUGAUGAACAGGAAAAGCGCCAGAUUCGAGCAGUGAAGAAACUCAUUAUUCAUCCGAAAUUUGUUCCAACGUCGAAAAUAAACGAUAUAGCACUCCUGCUUUUGGAUGAUAAACUAGAUUUCGCGCCAAGGGUUAAUCGGGUAUGCCUACCGGAUCACACUGUUGAUUUUAGAGAGAGUAACUGUUUUGUGACAGGAUGGGGUGCCAUUCCGGCAGAAAAUUCUACAGAACAUAUUCGACCUAAAAUGAAGCUAGUGCGACAAUAUCUGGUGGCGCAUGAACAGUGUGAAAAGCAAAUCAAAAGAUCAGUUCUUACAUUUCAACUGAGCAACGUGUUUCAAUGUGCCACAGGCGUUGCACUUUGCGAAUUUGAUGUAGGGUCACCCCUAAUGUGCACGGUUCCCGGUCGAGAAAAUCAGUUCUAUCAGGUGGGAGUAUUUUCCUAUAUUCCAGGUACGUGCAACUUAGGGAUCGGCCCAAAUGUGUUCACUAAGGUCAGUGUUUUCCGCAAAUGGAUUGACCGUAAUCUCGAAGAAAAUCAACGAAGUAUAUAUGUGUACGUUCCCGAGUCGGAGGAUAGCGAAGAGAAUGAAACACAAAAUGAAUAAAUCAAACGCGAAUUUCAA